UUUCUUUCCUCUUUUGAUUUUAAAGUUCAGUCUUCAAAUACCCAUUUAUAUACAUAAUCUAAAUAACUACCUAUAUACCGUGAGCCGUACAUGUGUCGAAAAAUACACAAACUUUUUAUCGUUGUCACGAGUAGCAACAAAACGAAACUUUACGAUCAUUUUCGUACUCAAACGUGUUUAUUGAGUCAUGACGUUCCUUAUCUUGGGAUGUUUGUGUACAUUUGAUUCGCGUUAAACCGCAUGACAUCGGGGACGACGCCAGUUGAGCUACUGAAUUGUCGAGAAAUAUACGAAUAAAAGAUGAUCAAUAAGGUAGCAUUAGUGACUGGAUCAAGCCAAGGAAUCGGUUUCGCUAUCGCGAAAGAAUUCAUGAAAAGAGCAAUAAAGACAGUAUAUGUGACGGCAAUGACCGAGCAACUAGGCAGUAAUGCCAUUAGGAAGCUCAAAGUUGAAGGUUUCAAACCUGAAUUUCAUUUAUUAGAUGUAACUGAUCCAACAAGUGUCAAAAAAUGUGCGGAUUACGUGCUAGAAAAACAUGGACGCUUGGAUAUCCUGGUCAAUAACGCAGGGAUUACUGUAAAAGAUCUGGAAAAAAUCACUUAUGAUGAUUCAGUGCGAGUUCUUAACACAAAUUACUACGGUAACAUAACCGUCGAGAAACAUUUCUUUCCAAUCCUAAAUCAGAACGCAAGAGUCAUAAACAUCGCCAGUAUCUGUGGACACAUUUCUAAUCUCCGAAACAAAUAUUGGAUCAGCAAGCUGACAAACAAACAUUUGGAGAGAGCUGACAUUGACGCAUUCGUCAACUGGUUUCUAGAUUCUGUAAAAAACGGGACGGUAAAGACUGAGGACUUCUUCCAAACUGAGAUGCUCGCUUACAGAAUUUCAAAGAUAGCGUUAUGUGCGUUGACUAUUGUGCAGCAGAGAGAGAUCGACAGGAACAUUUCCAUCAACUCUAUACACCCUGGGUUCAUCAAGACGUCAAUUAAUCGAGGAAUGGGUUUUUAUUCAGAAGAACAGGGAGCCAAGGCUCCAGUUUAUUUAGCUCUAGACGUGGACCAGUCGGUGAAGGGGCAGUACUUUUGGCCAAAUAAGAAAACAGUUUUAGAAGCGAUGAACUGGAGCAAUCCUGAGCUACCACUUUACUUUGACUAUGAAAUUUUUAGGAAAAUGGAUUUGAAUAACAAAUAAUUUCUUAAGGUUUGCUGAUAAUUUAAAUUGCUUACAUAAUCGUUUUUUAUUUACAAGUUUUCCAUUGCAAGUUCCACCUAAAUAAAAGUAGGUAGGUAAAUUAAAUAGGUAGCAAAUGAAAUUACUUCUUAAAAAAGUUUUUGGCAAAAAAUCAUUUUAGGUAUACGCUUUUAUCGGUGACUGUACUUUUCUUUCUACUGGCAACUAAUACUCAUCGAAACAAUUCUAACAACCCGAAACACAAUGAGUUUGCGUUGUUAUUUCACAGAGUUCCAUGGGUACCUGCUAUUUCAAUCAUCAUCCAAAACCACCGACCCACCGUGUUCGUGUUACCAUAAUAUUGCAUUUUCAGAUUUACCCACAUUUGUAUGCAAAAUUUCAGACCAAUCGCUUCCAAGCGAGCUUCCAAGAUUUUAACCACACUAACAUACACACAUACUAACAUGGCAAGUAAAAUAAAAGCUUGUAAAAAUCAACAUUGUUAAUAGAGGGUGGUUUAUCUCGUCGUAUUCUUUCUAUUCUUAACACUUCUAAUGUUUCGCCGUAGCCAUUGUGUGUGUAUGUAGCCAUGCACAGCCACAAGGUGCCCGUGAGCAUUGCGAGAGAUUUUAACGGUGCAUUCCUCAUGGCAACAGAAACAAAAAAUGUUAUAUGACUUUUUGUGAAAUUCGAUGAAAAAUUUUUUUUUUAUAUUUUCUUUUUUUUUCCCUUUUUUUGAACACUCCUACAUAAAACAUAAUUUUAUUGUUAAACACAUAACCUAAUAUUAACUAAAAAGUUUUUUUUUGGGGGUAGCCUCUCGAAUACAUUUUCUAAAUUUUUCAAUGUCAAUCAAUAGGCAUGUCCAGACUAGACCUCAAAGUGGCAAUACCGCAGUCAAAAAAGUAUUUUGUACCGACUUAUGGCGAAAGAAUGAUUUCGAAAAACAUUUAAUUAUCUCUGAAACUAGGCCUAAUCCAGAAAAUUCUAUAAGACAGUUUAGUUUCUAAAUAUUACCAGGAAUGCUUAGUUAAAAUGUCUCGCAAUGCUCACGGGCACCUUGUAUUAUACUUUAUAACAUGUGGCAUGUUCUGCAUAUGCCACGACCUCAGUUACAUGACUGUUAUUGU
This is a messenger RNA of Cydia pomonella (codling moth), 2300 nucleotides long. Its product is annotated as carbonyl reductase [NADPH] 3-like. Bases 301 to 1191 code for a protein of 296 amino acids. The record is from RefSeq and is a predicted model, not a curated record. The transcript has a single exon. Gene Ontology annotation, molecular function: oxidoreductase activity. NCBI's taxonomy places the organism in Eukaryota, Metazoa, Arthropoda, Insecta, Lepidoptera, Tortricidae.